AAAUGCAAAAUGACUAUUUCACUGUUCUAAUACCAAACCAAAAAUAUGCAAUUCCACAACUGGAGUAAGGGUAUAAUAGUAAAAACACAUUUCUCCUAAUACCCGCUUUGCUUGGAGGCUUGAGGCUUGAGCCGACUCUCCCCAAUUUGCCGAAGAAGAAAGAAAUAUAUAAACCUUUUUGGGAACAAUCUCCCACUAACUUCUUUCAUUUUUAUUCGCUCAACAACCAAAAACCAAAAACCUAUUAAAACUUUCUCUCCUUCAAUAUCAAAAACCCACAAAAAGUUUUCUUCUUUUACAAUCUCUGACUCUAAAAUUUCCAUAACCAUUUCAAUCUAGGCUUUGUGUGCUGUGGAUCGAGAACCAUGUGUGGUGGAGCUAUUAUCUCCGACUUCAUCUCGACGAAUGCGCCGCCGCGGUCCACUCGUCUCACCUCCAACUAUCUCUGGCCGGAUCUCAAGAAAUCCAACUCCGGCAAACGUUUCUCGAAGAAAUCUCAUCUGAGAUCGGAAAUCGUUGAUCUUGACGAUGAUUUCGAGGCCGAUUUCCAGGGCUUCAAGGAUGAAUCUGAUGUUGAGUAUUUUGAUGAUGAUGUAGUUGAUGUUAAGCCUUUUGCAUUCACUGCUCGUAACAAGCCAACCGUAUCUCGAGGUUCCACAACGGUGAAAUAUACCGAAUCUGAUGGGCUAGCUGAAAAAUCUGCUAAGAGAAAGAGGAAGAACCAAUAUCGUGGAAUUCGUCAGCGUCCAUGGGGUAAGUGGGCUGCGGAAAUCAGAGACCCAAGGAAAGGGGUCCGUGUUUGGCUCGGAACUUUCAACACUGCUGAAGAAGCUGCAAGAGCUUACGAUGCUGAAGCUCGAAGAAUCCGUGGCAGUAAAGCUAAGGUUAAUUUCCCGGAUGAAACUCCUCGUGCUUCCCCUAAACGUUCAGCUAAGGAUAAUCUUAAGAGAUCACUACCUAAGGCUAACGCUGUUCAGUCGUUCGAGUCGAAUAUGAACGCAAGUUUUGAUCUUGGGCAUAACUCAGAUCAGGAUUACUACAGUGCAAUGGGGUUUCUUGAAGAGAAGCCACUUACCAAUCACUAUGAUUAUGUGGAGUCUCUUCCUGCAAAUCAAGAGGUUGGGCUUAAACCCACUCCAGCUACGUCUACCACACCCUUGUAUUUUAGCUCUGAUCAGGGUAGCAAUUCCUUUGAGUGCUCUGACUUUGGUUGGGGAGAACGUGGCUCAAAGACUCCAGAAAUCUCCUCUGUUCUUUCGGCCACUUUAGAAAGUGAUGACUCCCUGUUUCUAGAGGAUGCUAACCCGAUGAAGAAGCUGAAAAGUGACUCAGAGAAUGUGGUCCCUCAAGCUGAAGAAAACAAUUCAAAGACACUUUCUGAGGAGCUUUCCAGCUUUGAGUCUCAGAUGAAGUACUUUCAGAUGCCGUAUCUUGAUGGAAACUGGGAUGCUACUUCUUUUGAAUCUUUACUCGCUGGUGACACAACUCAGGACGGCGGGAACACAAUGGAUCUUUGGAGUUUUGAUGACUUUACCAUGUCUGGGGAAGCAUUCUGAGCAAGUUCCCCACCUUCGCUAGUUUAUGUAAAUAAGGCUACAUGAAUUGUUCGUCUGGAAGUGGAGUACACACAAAACAGUUAAACAUGCAUAAGCCUUUGUGUGGAAGAGUGGUUGAAGGUAGCUAUCAUUGUAUCGCGAGUAUAUAUAGAUAUUAGCUUUUACUUCUUACCUUCAAGACAUUGAACUCGUGUUGCUCUAUUUUAUGUCUGUAUCAAUUAAACUGUGAUUUGUGAUGAAUAUACUAAGACCUGAUAAUUGUCAAA
Molecule: messenger RNA, 1822 nt
Organism: Cannabis sativa
Lineage: Eukaryota; Viridiplantae; Streptophyta; Magnoliopsida; Rosales; Cannabaceae
Product: ethylene-responsive transcription factor RAP2-12
Exons: 3
Coding region: 366-1556 (396 amino acids)
Biological process (GO): regulation of DNA-templated transcription; ethylene-activated signaling pathway
Molecular function (GO): DNA-binding transcription factor activity; DNA binding
Source: RefSeq, a predicted model, not a curated record